Durio zibethinus is the source of this 1245-nucleotide messenger RNA. RefSeq names its product thylakoid lumenal protein (Mog1/PsbP/DUF1795-like photosystem II reaction center PsbP family protein) (gene PPD6). The record is from RefSeq and is a predicted model, not a curated record. Gene Ontology annotation, cellular component: photosystem II oxygen evolving complex; extrinsic component of membrane; photosystem II. Gene Ontology annotation, molecular function: calcium ion binding. Gene Ontology annotation, biological process: photosynthesis. Lineage: Eukaryota; Viridiplantae; Streptophyta; Magnoliopsida; Malvales; Malvaceae.
UUGAACGUGGUUACGCUGCGACCGGUAAAUAAAUAGGUAGCAUUAGGGCUAUUAGUAUUUGUGGCUAUGAGGCUUUUCCUUAUCGAAAAGGGACCAAACCAGAUAAGAGCGUGAGCACAAACCGCCGUCCCUUUUCCUGUUAAAACAACAUUUUCAAUAUCAUCAUGGCCUCUGCUGCUUCACUAACUCUCCUAUCUCCGUUCCUCCCAAAUUCUUCGAAAUCUUCACUGAUCAAACUUAGAAUCUCAAACGCAAAUCAAAAUGAUAUAUCAAUGCAAGAAAACCUGAACCUGAUCAAUAUCAAUAAUAACAAAGGAAAGAGUCUGAGGAGAGAAAUAUUGGUUAAAGGACUGGCAAUGUUGCCGCUAGUGGUGUUGGGAGGAGCUCCCAUUUCUGAUGCAAAAGAGGUGGAGGUGGGGUCUUAUCUUCCUCCUUCUCCCACCAACCCUUCUUUCGUUGUCUUCAAGGCCUCCCCCAAAGACACCCCAGCUCUACGCGCAGGAAAUGUGCAGCCAUACCAAUUCCUUAUUCCACCAACUUGGAAACAAAGUCGUGUGGCCAACAUAUUAUCAGGCAAUUACUGCCAGCCAAAGUGUGCAGAACCAUGGGUUGAAGUGAAAUUUGAAGAUGAAAAUCAGGGGAAAGUCCAGGUGGUGGCAUCUCCUUUGAUACGUCUAACCAACAAGCCUAAUGCAACAAUUGAAGAAAUUGGAAGCCCCGAGAAAGUGAUUGCCUCUCUUGGUGCUUUUGUCACUGGAAAUUCUUAUGAUCCAGAUGAACUCCUUGAAACAUCUGUUGAAAGACUUGGACAACAGACGUACUACAAAUAUGUUCUUGAGACACCAUUUGCUCUGACGGGUUCCCACAAUCUUGCAAAAGCAACGGCAAAAGGAAGCACCGUUGUAUUGUUUGUGGCUAGUGCUAAUGAUAAACAGUGGUCAACGUCCCAAAAAACUCUAAAAGCAAUGCUUGAUUCAUUUCAACUCUAGCCUUUUCGACUCUAGCUUUGUGUUGGUAAGGACGACGGUUAUUUUGUAAUUUAAUGGUUGGGAUUUAUGAUCGCAUUUGUUAUUUUGUAAUUCUAACCUUUAGAUUAUUUUUUUUUUUCGUUUCCAUUCUUUUUACCAAAUGGAGUGUUAAAUAUAUGCAAGUUUCAAAUACAAAAAUUUAAUUAUAUCAUUAUGUUUGUAUUUGAUUUUCUCAUCCAGUAAUUUAUAUUAUUAAACAGUACUAAGUAAUUUUUAG